GCUCUUUGGAAAUGCGUGUGCGUGCCACCGAUCCACGCCCAUGCCCCAAAUGUGGCAAGAUUUACCGUUCGGCGCAUACGCUGCGCACUCAUCUGGAGGACAAGCAUACAGUGUGUCCUGGCUAUCGUUGCGUGCUGUGCGGCACUGUGGCCAAGUCGCGCAACUCGCUGCACUCGCAUAUGUCGCGUCAGCAUCGCGGCAUAUCGACCAAGGAUCUGCCCGUGCUGCCUAUGCCAAGCGCAUUCGAUCCGGAGCUGGCUUCGCGGCUGUUGGCCAAGGCGGGCGUAAAAAUUUCGCCGGCAGAGUUGAGAGCACGCGCUUCGCCCACUGGCGGCAGCGGCAGCAGCGGCAAUGGCAACGGCGGCAGCGGUCAGAAACUGGAUUUGAGCAAUGCCAGCGGCUUGGAUGACGCUGAGGAUUCGGAUGAUGAUCCCGAGGAUCUGACUACAGGCAAUGGGCUUUAUGGCGGCAGUGCCAGCGAUUUGAGUCGCUAUCAUGAAAGUUUGCUAAGCAAUUUUGGGCAUGCAUCGCGUAUGCGUAACGAGGCCGCCGCUGUGGCAGCUGCAGCAGCAAUGGGACAGCAAAAGGAUGCGCAGCUGCCCAACAGCAGCAAUGCAGGGCAGUCGCUGCUGGACACUUAUCUGCAGUUUAUAACAGAGAAUACAUUUGGCAUGGGCAUGUCGCAGGAGCACGCCGCUGCUGCAGCGCUGCAUGCUGCAAAAAUGGCGCAACUGAAUGCCAUGGGUCAUAGUCUGGACAAGCUGCCGACCAGUUUGCUGCCAGCGCAGUUUGAUCUCAGCAAAUUGGCAGGCGCUGGCUCCAAUGCCGCCUUUGGCGCUGCCGCUGGCGCCGCAGGUCUAACCAUUGAGCCCAUACUGCGACGCGAGCAGCAGCUGGCCAGCAGUUUGUCGCCAGAUGGCGCUUUGAGCUUAGCUGCAGCGCAGGAAGAAGCAGAAGCUGCUGCUGCUGCUGCAGCGGGCGCCGAAAUUAGACGCGAUGGCUCCGAGCCCAUGGAUUUGGGCUUGGACAACAAUCAGUCGGGCAGCAAUCAAGAGGCAGCCAAUUCGGAGGCCGAGGACAACUACUCCGAAGACGAGGGCGUGCAUAAUACAUAAGAGGCAACAAGCACAGCAGAGAGCAAAAGAUAAAAAACAGUUGUAUACUCCAAAAAAAGAAAUUAUAAAAACAAAAUUUUAUGGAACAUUUGUAACGAGUAGCCUUAUCCUCAUGUAUACCAGUUUACCAGUGUACAAUACAUAAAAAAUGAAGCAAAAAACAUACGAUUUAUAUAGUUAACUAGCAACUAGCAACACAAGCGGCAGCAAUUUAUAAACAAUUUAAUAUUACCACUAGUAGAAUUUAU
Drosophila busckii is the source of this 1363-nucleotide messenger RNA. Its product is annotated as protein abrupt-like. The transcript has 2 exons. The record is from RefSeq and is a predicted model, not a curated record. NCBI's taxonomy places the organism in Eukaryota, Metazoa, Arthropoda, Insecta, Diptera, Drosophilidae. The coding region runs from base 12 to 1115 and encodes 367 amino acids.